CAUAUGUUGGAGAUCUAGCAGAGGCAAACAGACAGGGACAGCAGACAAAGACGCUUUCAGACUGGAGUUACUCUCUGUUGCUGUUGGACAUUAUUUCCCGCCCCCCCCCAAGUCUUCAACCCUCUCAUCAAAGUUAAGUGUGAAAGUUUUGUUGUAGACAUGGAUGCACCUUCUGUUGUGAGCUCUCUUCUCCUGGCCCUCGUGCUCUCCCAGCAUCUUCACCACCACCACGUCCUCGUCCGGGCGGCGAUGGACUCCUGCUAUGAUGAGGGGGGCGGUCCGAGCCGCUGCAUGCCCAAGUUUGAGAACGUGGCCUUCAAUCGCACCGUGGUGGCAUCGAACGUGUGCGGCUCCCCACCUGAGGACUACUGCAUGCAGACCGGCUCGACGCGCUCGUGCCACCACUGUGACGCCUCAGAUCCGGACCUGAGCCACGGCGCCGGCCUCCUCACGGACUUCCACAGGAACGAGGAGCCAACGUGGUGGCAGAGUCAGUCGAUGUACUAUGGCAUCCAGCACCCCAACUCUGUCAACCUCACCCUGCACCUUGGGAAAGCCUUUGAGAUAACUUACAUAAGAUUGAAAUUCUACACCAGUCGGCCGGAGAGUUUCGCCAUCUACAAGCGCACGGAAGAAGAUGGGCCCUGGAUGCCUUACCAGUAUUACAGCGCUUCUUGUGGGAAGACCUAUGGGAAGGAUGCUAAAGGUUACAUCCGUCCAGGGGAAGAUGAAAGGACUGCUUUAUGUACGGAUGAGUUCAGUGAUAUCUCUCCUCUCACCGGAGGAAACGUGGCUUUUUCCACCCUGGAAGGUCGGCCCAGUGCAUACAACUUUGACCAGAGCCUGGUGCUGCAGGAAUGGGUGACUGCCACGGACCUGCUCAUCUCUCUGGACAGGCUGAACACCUUUGGAGACGAGUUUUUCAAGGACACCAAAGUGUUGCGCUCGUACUUCUAUGCCAUCUCUGAUUUCUCUGUGGGCGGCAGAUGCAAGUGCAACGGCCACGCCAGCGAGUGCGUCGAGGGGGAACGCGGCGGCCUGGUCUGCGUCUGCCAGCAUCACACAGCGGGGGACGACUGCCAGAGAUGUCACCCCUUUUACCAGGACAGACCCUGGGCCAGGGCAACCGGGGACUCGGCCAACGAAUGUCUGAGGUGCAACUGCAAUGGGAGAGCGGACGAGUGUGUGUUUGACAUGGAGCAGUACCGGAGCACCGGCAGCGGGGGGCGCUGCGUGAGCUGCAGAGACAACACCGACGGGGCCCAUUGUGAGAGGUGCAGAGGGAGCCACUACCGCAAAUCUGCAGAGGAGCCAUGCCUGCCCUGCAACUGCAAUAUCAAUGGCUCGGUGAGUCUGCAGUGCGAUGGAGAUGGAAGGUGUGCGUGUCGAGCCGGCGUGACCGGGGACAAGUGCGACACGUGUCGGCCUGGCUUCCACUCGCUCGGCCCUGGCGGCUGCAGGCCGUGUCAGUGCGACGCCGGUGGGAGUGUGGCUGAUUGCUCCCCCCUGGACGGACGGUGCUACUGUAAGGCGAACGUGGAGGGCCAGAGCUGUGACAGGUGCAAGCCAGGAUUUUUCAACCUGCAACAGGAGAACCAAGCGGGCUGCCAACCGUGUUUCUGCUUCGGUCACUCGUUGGCCUGCUCCUCGUCCCAUCACUAUGCUGCUGUCAACAUCACUUCUGACUUCUCUGAAGAUCAGGAUGGCUGGUUGGGAGAGUUCUUCGGAGGGCAGGAGUAUCCCCUGCUGUGGAAGGAAGGUGAAGUUUACCUGCUGCCUCUCACGGAGGAAGACAUUGGCUUCUACAAAGCUCCCGAGAAGUACCUCGGUCACCAAGUCCACAGCUACGGACAGAUUCUCUCCAUCACCUUCACCUCCGAGACCUCCGAGCUGCUCCCCGACCACCUCACCUUGCUCCUCCAAGGCUCCGGAUUCACCGCGUCUGCUGACCUUUCCCCCCGACCCCUGCUUGACGAUGCCCCGGGCCUCACACCGCGGCACUCUUUCACUGUCAGGCUUCACGAAAAUGAGAAGAGAUUCCAGCCAACGCUGUCUGCAUUUGAGUUCCAGCGUCUCCUUUACAACCUGACGGCUCUGAAAAUCAGCAACGCUGGUGGACACAAUUAUACGUCGCAGCUCGCGAGGGUAACCCUGACCUCAGCCAUGAUGUCCUCCGGUCCGCCCAGUCCUCCUGCUCCGUGGGUGGAGUUCUGCUCCUGUCCCCCGGGAUUCGAAGGCCGGUUUUGUGAGAGAUGCGCCCCAGGUUUCACCCGCGAAGACCCCCGUAGAGGGCCUCUGUCAACGUGCGUACCGUGCAUCUGUCACCAGCACGGAUCCUGUCAUCCAGAGACAGGUGUGUGCCAGUGCUCAGACUUCACCACCGGCGUGACCUGCGAGAGCUGCCUGGAUGGUUACUACGGCAACGCUUUGAUUGGCACACCUGGUGAUUGUCAGCCUUGCCCUUGCCCGGACCGUAGCAGCUGUGCCCAAAUUGCAGAAACCGGACAGGUGGUCUGCACCAACUGCCCUGCAGGACAGACAGGGAUGCGCUGUCAGAUGUGCGACGACGGUUACUAUGGCGACCCCCUGGGACAAUCCGGGGCAGCUCGGCCGUGCGUGAGGUGCGACUGCAGCGGCAACGUGGACGCGAACGCGGUGGGGACGUGCGACCGCGUCACCGGCCGAUGCCUGAAGUGCCUGGGACACACGGAGGGCGACCGCUGCCAGCGGUGCCGGCCCGGUUUCUACGGCGACGCCCUGAACCAGACCGCGGCCCAGAAGUGCAAGCCAUGCAGCUGCAGCCCUGCUGGAACCUCUGGGCAAGUUAAUGAAUGCCACCCUCAGACAGGAAAUUGCCGCUGCCUCAGUCACGUGACCGGCCGGGAUUGCAGCUAUUGUGAAGUGGGCUUCUUCAACCUCCAAGCAGGAAUUGGAUGUGAAAGGUGCCAGUGUAAUCCAAUUGGCUCAUCAUCUGAGGCGUGCCAUCCAAUCACAGGGCAGUGUGCGUGCCGCGCUGGGGUGGAGGGGACGCUGUGCGAUUCUUGCCGCGUGGGCUUCUUCGGAUUCUCGUCGCGGGGCUGCAGAGCCUGCAACUGCGACCCAAUGGGCUCCAUAUCCAUGCAGUGUCACAGUAACGGUACCUGCCACUGCCGUCAGGGCUUCGUGGGUUACAAGUGUGACAAAUGUGAGUUGAACUAUUUCCACAACAGAGCCACACACCAGUGUGAGGAAUGUCCGGUUUGCUACGGUCUCGUCAAGAAACAGGCGGAAAAGCUGAGGACUCGCCUGCAGGAUCUGGAGAAGCUCUUGGCUCACUUUGAUUGCCGAGGUAGAUUUGGGAAGCAGCACCACCUGCUGAAGUAUCACAUGGCAAGGCUUUAUGAGCAUGAGCACCAGAGGGAGGAUGCUCUACCCAACGCUCUGGAGGAUUUUCUGGCCUUCCAAGAGGCGCGGGAGGCCUUUAUAAAGCAGUUUUCCUUGCUGGAAGCUUCCACGGGCGCACUUUCAGCCCAGCUGCACGGCAUUACAUCCGCUUUGAACUGCAGCAUCAGCGUGACAGAGGAAGAGGGGAAGGAGAGGAGCAAGGAUGAAAGGAGCAGGGGCGUGUGUCAAACUUUCACUAAACUCCUCCAUGUGAUCAGAGCGUCUCAGGGACGGCUGAAGCAGGCAACGCUCGACCUGGACAACGUGAUCAUUCCUUUCGAGAUGGUGUCAGGACCUAACAAAUGGAACAUGAUGGUCAAUGACUCACAGGUCCUGAUGAAAAGCCACAGAGAAACGGCGGAGCUCAUCGAGGCCGCGGCCAGCAGCGCGGUGAGAGCCUCGAAGCAGACUUUCGGCUUCCUGAUGGAUCUGCUGCGGGACAACUCCACGGAGGAGUACAUCAGGAACCUAACGGAGCAGAUAACGCAAAUGCAGCAGAAGAAGGAGAACCUGACAGCGCAGCUGAGUGAUACUGUAGCCGAGCAGCUGGCCCUGCAGGAAGAAGCUGAGGGUUUGCAGCUCGCCCUCGGCAACAUCACGUCAUCCUUACAUCAGCUGGCUCUGACGGAUGCUGCUCAAUCACCAGAGGCCGACCAAACACAGUUCAAUCAAACAAACCCGGCCAACUACACAACAGAAUGGAGCAAAAACCUGGUGAGACAAGCAGAAGAAAUGAAGCAGCAGAUUCAGAUCAAGGACAGUAACGUCAGUAAGAUCAGAGAGGAGAUGGAGCCUGUAAUGAAGACGGUCAGCGAGAGCUUGGACAUGGUGGACGACAUGAAGGAGCUGCGCGCUCGCGCUGAAGGCGCGAAGGUGAUGGCUUUGUCAUCCGUGGUGACGGGCAAAGAGGUGGAAGCAGAAGCCAUCGCCCUGAACAGACAAAUAGAAAACAUGGUGGCAGAGUGGCCCCGUCGGCAGACCCAGACCAAGGCCGCCAUGAAAAAGGCGAGACCCGCGGGGGAAAAGAUCCUGGGUGAUGUCAGGAGGAGGACCUCGCAGAUUGCUGAGAUGAUAAAACCAGCUCUGGAAAACUCCAGCCUCGCAAGAAACACCUCAGAGGAGGCGGAAGCAUUGGCGCACGCUGUGGCAAAGGAAUCAAAAGCCACCCUAACCCAAGCCAAGCAUACCAGGUCCUCGUCGGCUCACCUCAGCUCCCACAUAGACUCGGCUUUAAAGCAGCUGUCUGAGCAGGAGCUGCGAACUUCCACGGCAAACUCCCAGAUCGCCUCGGAGCCUGAGGUGUCCCUGACCAGCAUAAAGGAAGACAUGGAGGCGGCCAAGCUCCAGCUGGAGGCCUAUUCUGCCACGAUAACUGAGCUGAUCAGCAAGAUUGAUGGGAACGUGCCACUGGAGCGGUUCGACCGGAUCUUGAACGAGACGGCGCGCCGCCUGAGCAUGCUCCGCGGGAGCGUGGACAGCCCGGCGCUGGGCUCCAAGAUCCAGAAACUGCAUUCGGCCGCGAAAGAACAGAAGAGCCGCCUGUCCCUCAUCGAACAGGACAUACAGGAGAUCAAGGAGGAGCGAGACAGUCUCAGGGACAUCGCCUUAAACCUGCCUCAGUCCUGCCCUCAGGCCACGGGCGCGGGCAAAGGCUGAGACACGGCAGAUGACGAGGAUUACAUCAUUGAGAAGACAGCCCGACAUCAGAAAAGCCUGCGAGGAUUUUGCUAGUAAAAGGAGCUGCGGUCAUUUUUUUAUUCAACUUCGAAAAAAAGUCAGUGAUAUCUUUUCAUAUUUCUCGCUCUAUCUCCCUUUUUCGCCGGAAGGUACAAUUUAUUUCACCACCACCGUAACACCGACACACACAUUUCAACCAUAAGCCUCAAAACUUCUCCACUGUCUCCCAUGAUUUAUACCUAAUCUUCCUUCUUCUUGUUCUUUCAGUUUUUUUUUUUUCAUCUUUUUUAACCAACAACAUCCAAAACUUCAAUUUCACCAUGAAUAAUAAGCAGUCGUUCUGAACUGCUGGAGUGCACUGUCAAGUUUAAAACAAUGCUGAUUUUCGCUUGUGGGGCUAAAAGGUGUGUCUGAGUGCUCCUUCAGACUGACACAUUCAUUUACACUCGAGCUCCUUUUCAUCAGCGCCGCUUAAUUAACAAUUAGUCGUCUUGGCCUCAGUGGGGUUCAGGUCAAGCUUCAACAGCACACAACGUGUUUUCAGGAUCCCUCCAGUGCCUACCUCUUUGUGUUUUAUGGUUUCUAAAAUUUCUUUCUUUCUAUUCUAUUCUUUCUUUUCUUUCUGCGCCGCUAUCAAAUUAUCGAACAUCCGUUGUCUCGGCUCGUCACAUGAUUAAGAUGUUAAAGCAAAGCUUCGUAUUCGUGGACCAAACUUAUUUAAAUCUUCUGUUUCUGUGAAUGCUGAACAUCCGAUCCAAAGAUUAGACAAGCGCUCUCAUUCCCAGUCACAUAUAUACAUCUAAGUAUGUACUGUAUGUAAUGCCUUUACAUAGAAACCAUUGCACAAUAAAAUAUGCUUGAAAGGAGCAUUAAUGAAUAGUGUAUCUAAUUUUUAGUGAACAGUAUUGUACGACAAUGUAAUACCACACAACUGAGCACAACUGGAAGUGGAACAGCUAAUUAUAGCUGAGAAAAAAAUGCUUGAAAUUGUAAAUGGUGGUGCAACAUAUUGAAAGAA
Molecule: messenger RNA, 6118 nt
Organism: Mugil cephalus (flathead mullet)
Lineage: Eukaryota; Metazoa; Chordata; Actinopteri; Mugiliformes; Mugilidae
Gene: lamc3
Product: laminin, gamma 3
Exons: 28
Coding region: 160-5079 (1639 amino acids)
Source: RefSeq, a predicted model, not a curated record